Molecule: messenger RNA, 698 nt
Organism: Triticum urartu
Lineage: Eukaryota; Viridiplantae; Streptophyta; Magnoliopsida; Poales; Poaceae
Source: RefSeq, a predicted model, not a curated record
UGGCCUCUUCUUUUUCAUCGUCAUCCAUCGCGGUCCAGAUACAUCCACUGACCAAAGAGGACGACGGUGAGAUAACAGCCGCCGGCACAGCACCGCCAAUGACUACCAAGGGGCCUGCACCGGCCACGGUCAUGUCGAGCGUCGCGAACCUGGCGCAGCUCCUGCCGACGGGCACGGUGCUAGCCUACCAGGCACUGUCCCCGUCCUUCACCAACCAUGGCAAGUGUGAGACCUCCAACCAGUGGCUCACUGGGAUGCUGGUCGCUGUCCUUGCCUCCGCGUGCCUCUUCUUCUCCUUCACAGAUAGCAUCGUCGGUCGCCGCGAUGGAAAGCUAUAUUACGGCUUUGCCACACCGCGUGGCUUCAAUGUGUUCAACUUCUCCAGCGAGGAGGAGAAGCAGGAGUGGCACGAUCUUGAUCAAUUCCGGAGGCUCCGCCUCCGGCCGCUGGACUUCAUGCACGCCUUCGUCGCGGCUGUGGUUUUCCUCACGGUGGCGUUCAGCGACGUUGGGCUGCAGAACUGCUUCUUCCCGGACGCCAACAGGAACACCGAAGAGCUGCUCAAGAAUCUGCCAAUGGGCAUGGCGUUUCUGUCCAGCUUUGUGUUCAUCAUCUUCCCCACCAAGAGGAAGGGCAUUGGAUUCUCUGACAACGCUCCUCCCCAGAAGGUCGUCCAUCCCUUAAAUUGAUUAAGUUUG